Rhea pennata is the source of this 1680-nucleotide messenger RNA. RefSeq names its product class I histocompatibility antigen, F10 alpha chain-like. The transcript is spliced from 8 exons. Bases 45 to 1130 code for a protein of 361 amino acids. Gene Ontology annotation, cellular component: external side of plasma membrane. Lineage: Eukaryota; Metazoa; Chordata; Aves; Rheiformes; Rheidae. The record is from RefSeq and is a predicted model, not a curated record. Gene Ontology annotation, biological process: immune response.
GUGCUCGCGGGGCGCUGUCGGAGAGCGAGGCGCGUCGUGCCGCGAUGGGGCCGGCGAUGGGGCCGGGGCGGCGGCUGCUGCUGCUGCUGGCGCUGCUGCUGGGGGGCUGCGGGGCGGCGGUGGCGAGCGGCCCCCACUCCCUGCGCUACUUCUACACGGCCGUGACGGAGCCGAGCGCCGGGCUGCCCGUGUUCGUGAUUGUGGGGUACGUGGACGGAGAGACCUUUAUGCGCUACGACAGCGAGACACGGAAGGGGGAGCCUCGUGCGGCCUGGAUGCGGCAGGAGAGUCAGCAGUACUGGGACGAAGAGACCCAGAUUGCACAGCAGAACCAGCAGGUUUACCGCAUGGACCUGGACACACUGCAGAAGCGCUACAACCAGAGUGGGGGGUAUCACACAAUACAAGCCAUGUAUGGCUGCGACAUCCUGGAGGGCAGGGGGACGCGGGGGUUUUGGCAGGAUGCCUACGACGGAAGGGACUUCAUCGCCUUAAACGAGGACUUGCAGACGUACACCGCGAUGGAUGCCGGUGCCGAAAUCACCAAGAGGAAGUGGGAGGCUGAUGAGGCCCUCAUUGAUGCGCGGAAGCAGUACCUGAAGAACACCUGUGUUGAGUGGCUGCGGAAGUACGUGGAGUACGGGAAGGCCACGCUGGAGAGGAGAGAGCGCCCCGCUGUGAGGGUGUCCCGGAAGGAGAACCAAGACUUCCUGACCUUGUCGUGCCGGGCCCACGGCUUCUACCCGCGGCCCAUCACCAUCAGCUGGCUGAAAAAGGGCAGGGUCCAAGACCAGGAGACCAGGUGGGGCGGCAUCGUGCCCAACGGUGACGGCACCUACCACGCCUCGGCCGCCAUAGACGUGCGCCCGGCAGAGGAGGAUGAGUACCGGUGCCGCGUGGAGCACGCCAGCAUGCCAGAGCCCGGCAUCUUCUCCUGGGAGCCGGAGAGCAACCUGGUGCUCAUCAUCGUCGGCGUGGUCGCCGGUGUGCUCAUCAGCAUCAUCGCUGCGCUUGCUGGCUUCGUGAUUUGGAAGAAAUCAGCAGGGAGGCAGGAGAAGGGAUACGCAGUCACCGCAGGCUGUGACGGAGAAUUCGGCAACCCUGAAAAGGGAAGCAACUGUGCCAUUUAAGUGCUCCGUUUUUCUAAGCAACGGGCCGGACCCAGUGACGUAGGCAGUGCAGAGCUGAGCCCACCCCCAAGUGCUCGCCAUCUCCUCGUGGCAGCUCCAGGGAUGCCACCAAAGCCCCUUUUCUCCUGCGACCCUGCAGCACCAGGCCUGACGGCCCGAUUGGGGCUAAACUGACCCCGUUUGCUCGGUUAAGGGUGCAGCUUGGCUGGAAGGGUGGGGUGGGUGGGGGGAUCUCAGGGGCUCAUGCUUUUGCCUUGCCGCCACUUGGAUCUACUCUCUGGCUCCAGUGCGCUGGAAGAAGCUGUGAAGGGUGCCUGGAGCAGAGGAGCCCUCGGUGCCUUCUCCCCGCCUCGCUCCCUGCUUUGGUCUGGGCUUAAACUCACGGGUUUGAUCAGCGAACAAAUUACUGUCUGCUUUUGCUCUUCGAGGGGGGAGAAAUUUGUAAUUCUGCUUACCUAGGUGCUGCUUUAGAACAAAUAUUUUGCUUUGGAGAUUGUGAAUGAAGCUUAGAAAUUCCCCGCCAAGGGGCACAAUAAAUUCUUGUACCCAC